AUGCGUCAAUUACUUCUCUUCUUCAUUGUUCUUCUUGCCUUAAUGAGUGUUUGUUGUGGCUUCGAUGUUAAGGUCGCAUUGCCUGCUUCAACAACCACCUCACAUCAAACCCCUGAGAAAAAACUGGUCAAAUCAUCAGCAACCUGCCACUUUGGAGAAAGAACAGGUUUACCACCAAUUAUAUGCAGUGAUUGCAAGUAUUGCAAUAAAGCUCCAACAUGCACAAAUUUCAAUGGAGAGAAGAGCAUAUUUAACUCUCUACAAUUCGAAAACAAAAACCUUGCUUGUAAAUUGGCAAUGAUGAGAGAGCACUGUGCCAGUUCUGAUCCAACAAAUGAUAAUUUGUGGACGGUAGUUUCACCCAGUUAUUAUCCUUAUUAUAAUCCAACUUACAGAUUCAAACUUUGUAAACGUUGGACUAACAAAAUGUCUUCUAUUUGUUACUCUAGCUAUGAUGUUGAAUAUGAUAGUGAUUGUUGGGAUGAUCCAACAUUCAGUUUUUCAGAGGCAAUGGCAAGUGAUGGACUUUGUAAGUUUGGUGAGCUCGUAGGAAAAGCUCCUCAACCGUGUCCGAAUUGCACAGCAUGUGGAAAUGGAAAUUAUCCAACAUGCUUCACAUAUAAUUCUCAAUUACAAAUGAAAAAGCUCAUUAAUAAUUAUGGUGGCCUUGUAAAUGAAGACUGUUUCGUUGAUGUAAAACAAUUGGUAUGUGCUCAAUAUCAUCCAAAGAAUCAGGGAUACCAUUAUAAGAUAUGGUCACCUUUUCAGGCUUGUAGAUCUGUCUGUGAAAAGAAAAGGAAUAUGUUGUGUUAUCCAGAAUGGUAUAAUUGCAACGAUUUUCCAACAGCUGAUUGUUGGGAUGGAUCUAUUACUGUGUCAGGAAGUUAUGGAUUCUUCCAAAUUGUUCCGUUCAAGAUAAUUUUUGGAUUGUUUGUUCUUAUUUUAAGUCUCUUCUAA
Naegleria gruberi is the source of this 957-nucleotide messenger RNA. RefSeq lists its product as uncharacterized. Gene Ontology annotation, molecular function: protein binding. NCBI's taxonomy places the organism in Eukaryota, Heterolobosea, Eutetramitea, Acrasida, Naegleriidae. Bases 1 to 957 code for a protein of 318 amino acids. The record is from RefSeq and is a predicted model, not a curated record. The transcript has a single exon.